AUGCUGUCGCCGACGAACGAUCAGCUGUCGGAGCUGCAGAACCGGCAGCGCGAGAUCCAGAAGGAGAUCGUUCCGGUGACGCGGACGAUCGACUACGCGGAGCCGGAAGACCGGCUGAAGGAGCGCAUUUCGAUGCUGAUCAACAACCUGACGGAGAUGAAUCUGAGCGCGAAGGUGAACGAUCUGAGCGAUCUGCUGACCAACGACACGGAGAAGUGGUUCGUGGACUUUUUGGUGCGCUCGCGCGUGGAGCGGCAGGACAACUACCACGGGCUCUAUCUCUCGCUGGUGAACUACCUCGUGAAGACGAAGGGCCGGGAGCUGUUCAACCAAGUGAUCGACACCUCCAUCCAGGUGACGCAGGAGCUUCUGACCAGCGACAUCAAGGUCCUGAACGAGCAGCACCUCUUCUUGAAGAACAUGGGCGGGUGGCUCGGUCUGCUCACCAUCGGGCAGGACAUCUGCCUCAGCCAGCUGCACUUGAACCUCACCGACCUGCUGCUGAGCUCCUUCUACCACAAACGACUCUGGUACGUUUACGAGUUCGUGUGCUUCUUGCUCCGCGGAUGCAAGGAGAGUCAGGUGAUCAAGCUGCCGCAGCCCUGGCUGGUCGCUCUGCUCUCGCUGCUGAAGGAGAUCUACAUGGUCCCGGGCAUUAAGGAGCACUUCGCGCGGCUGUUCAAGAACUUUUUGGAGUACAUGAAGACUUCAACCCCAACGCGUCGCAGAGCGACGUCUAUAACUACUUUUUGA
Messenger RNA from Blastocystis hominis, 753 nucleotides. RefSeq lists its product as hypothetical. Gene Ontology annotation, biological process: nuclear-transcribed mRNA catabolic process, deadenylation-dependent decay. Gene Ontology annotation, molecular function: molecular adaptor activity. The transcript has 2 exons. Gene Ontology annotation, cellular component: P-body; CCR4-NOT core complex. Lineage: Eukaryota; Bigyra; Opalinata; Blastocystidae. Bases 1 to 753 code for a protein of 250 amino acids. The record is from RefSeq and is a predicted model, not a curated record.